AGCUGGCAAAUUUUUGGAUUUAGGUGCAAUCAAAGCCAUCUUGGAGGAUAUAGUGAUAGGGGGAACAGACACAACAGCGACGACAGUGGAGUGGGUCAUGGCAGUGCUUCUUGAUAAUCUAGAGGUCAUGAAACAGGUCCAAAAUGAGUUGGAGCAGAUAGUUGGAAUGAACUCUACUGUGGAAGAACUCCAUUUACCUAAGCUUACCUAUUUGGAUGCUGUUGUGAAGGAAACUUUGCGUCUACAUCCUCCACUCCCACUCCUCGUCCCCAGGUGUCCAACAGCAACUUCACAAGUGGGCGGUUACACAAUCCCAAAAGGCACUAGGGUCUUUCUGAAUACAUAUGCCUUACACAGAGAUCCUCAGCUUUGGGACAAUCCGUUGAAGUUCAUGCCAGAAAGGUUCCUCGAUCCGGGUUUGGUUUCGGGAUUGGAUUACACCGGGAAUGAUUUUCGGUUUCUUCCUGUGAAAGACAUUGGAAUAUGCUGUAUAAUAUGCUUUAGAAUAUUCUUCUAUCUUUAGAAUAUGCUUUAGAAUAUUUUAGGAAUAUACUCUAGGAUAUUAUUAUUGUAUAGCAUCUUAUAGGAAUAUUCUAUCUUUGUAAUGUAUAUAUAUAGGGACUUAACCCUCCAAAGAAAUACACAGAAAAUUCUUCCAUUCUCAUUACUAUUAUAUGCUUAAUUCUGAUAACAUGGUAUCAGAGCCUACCAUUUCAAUUUAGCUUCUUCUUCUUUUUUUUGGCUGGUUCCUUUGUAUACAGAAUAUCAGUUUAGUUCAGAAUCUCAGUUCAGAACAUUGUUUCUCUAAGCAGUUCACAGAACCUCUGUAUUCUUUUCAGCUUAGUUUUCCAUAUCUCAAUUUAGUGGUCAGACUGGAUUCUUUCCCGAAGAGCUUGAGUUCAGUCCAGAAUCUUCAGAACCUCUAGGCACCACUGUCUACAAGAAUCUCCAGUACAGGCACUCUAAUUACCCUUAAACCAGAACCUCUAUCAGAACCUUAGUCCAUCUCUGUCAGGUCCAUCCAUCUUCCCUGGCCAGAGAUUUGAUCAGAAUUUUUCCAGAAGACUCGCCUAAGAAGACUCUACCACCAGGUGGACGGACAUCUGUGGACAUCCACAUCUUCGUCUGGUUGUUCGCGCUGGGGUCUCCCAUAUCUGUGGAAAUUUGCUCGUCUGGUUGUUCGCGCUGGGGUCUCGCUUGGGAUGCUUCCUCUCCUUCGCGGAUGAUUCGCCGUUCGCGUCUGGUUAUCUUAUUCUCCGCAUCAGUCAACGCCAAGCUGGAUAUCUUAGUCUCCAAGUUUUAAGUCCACAGUCGGGAACCCUACUGUAAGAUUUCAGAAUAUCUCAUUUUGUUUUAAUAUUAUUAUUGUCUCUUAAAAGAAAAAAAAAAAAGAAAAAAAAAAUGCCUGGUUCUGACACUGACACCUCCGCAGUAACACAAAGUCAGCCUUUGAUAGUUUCUGAAGUUAUUCCCAUUAAUUUUAAAAUUACUGAGAAUAAACUUUGUGGCUCCAAUUAUCUUGAAUGGAGUAAAACUAUCAAACGUUAUUUAAGGAGCAUUGAUAAAUAUACCCACUUAGUUGAUGACCCGCCAAAGGAGGAGGUUGAUAGAGCUGCUAAUACUGCCUGGCUUCGUGACGAUUCUAGAUUAUUUAUCCAGAUUCAAAACUCAAUGGAGAAUGAGGUAAUGGGGUAUAUUAGUCAUUGCGAUACUGUGAAAGAACUGUUUGAUUAUUUGGAAUUUAUGUAUUCUGGAAAAGGUAAUCUUAACCACAUCUAUGAGGUGUGCAAAGCCUUUUACAGAGCAGAAAUGAAAGAUAAGCCUCUCACGGGUUAUUUUAUGGAUUUCAAGAAAACCUAUGAAGAGCUGAAUACAUUAAUGCCAUUUAGUCCUGAUAUCAAAGUGCAGCAGAAACAAAGAGAACAAAUGGCAGUGAUGAGUUUUUUGGCUGGUCUAACAUCUGAAUUUGAAACAGCCAAAUCACAUAUCUUAUCUAGUGAUGAGGUCUCUUCUCUUCAAGAGUCUUUCACUAGAGUGCUUCGCACCGAUACUUCAUCCACGCCAUUAGCACCUCAGUCAAGCAAUGCAUUUGUAGGGCAAGUUCCGACAUUCACCAGAGGAAGUGAGAAAUAUCCACGUACUGGCCCAUCUGGCAAAGGCGUAGUAUGCAACUACUGUAAAAAGCCUGGACACUUGAUCAAAGAUUGUAGAAAAUUAAAAUUCAAAAAUCAAGGAAAUCAGGUUGCUCACAUUGCUUCCGCUACACAGUCUUCUGAUGGAUCAAUAAGUAUGUCUUCUGAGGAAUACGCCAAAUUUCUUUGCUACCAAGAGACUCUAAAGCAUUCAUCUACUCCUAUCUCAGCUGUCGCUAAUUCAGGUAAUCCAAACACAUGUCUUGUGUCUUCAUCCUCAAAAUGGGUUAUCGAUUCAGGGGCAACAGAUCAUAUGACAGGUAAUCCUAGUCUUUUUUCCUCAUUCCACACACCUCUUCAUACUUCUAGUGUUACUUUGGCUGACGGAUCUACGUCACCAGUUCUUGGAACGGGUAUAAUUGUCCCAACACCUACCUUACCUUUGUCACCCGUCCUAAGUCUUCCUAACUUUGCCUUUAAUUUGAUUUCGAUCAGCAAAAUCACACGUAAUCUUAAUUGCUCUGUAACCUUUUUUCCUGGAUAUUGUGUAUUUCAGGAUCUGGUGACGAAUCGGGUUAUUGGUAAAGGAUAUGAGUCGGCUGGUCUCUAUCUCUUGGAUACAUCCUUACCCAAAUCCAUCUCUUGUCUUGGAGUUGGAACUGUGUUAGAGGCUCAUUAUCGACUAGGCCAUCCCUCUCUCCCGUUGUUAAAGAAACUUCAUCCUCAAUUUAAUAAGGUGUCAUCUUUACAGUGUGAUUCAUGUCAAUUUGCAAAACAUCAUCGAACUAGUUUAAGUCCCCGAGUCAAUAAACGAGCACACGCUCCUUUUGAACUUGUUCAUUCUGAUGUUUGGGGCGCUUGCCCUGUUGUGUCCAAAACUGGUGUUAAAUAUUUUGUUACCUUUGUUGAUGAUUAUUCUCGUAUGACUUGGAUAUAUUUUAUGAAACGUCGUUCUGAGUUAUUUUCUCAUUUUUGUGCCUUUUGUGCUGAAAUUAAAACUCAAUUUAAUGUACCUGUUCGUAUUUUAAGGGGAGACAAUGCUCAAGAAUAUUUAUCUUCCUCAUUUAAGUUGUAUAUGGCUCAACAUGGCAUCAUUCAUCAAACUUCAUGUGUAGAUACACCUCCCCAAAAUGGAGUUGCUGAACGCAAGAACAGACAUCUAUUAGAAACUGCGCGGGCUCUUCUAUUCCAAAUGAAUGUGCCUAAACAGUUUUGGGCAGAUGCUGUGUCUACAGCAUGUUUUUUGAUCAAUAGAAUGCCAUCUACUGUCUUGGAUGGUAAAACUCCAUAUCAGUGCCUAUUUCCAAAUAAUGAAAAUUUUCCUAUCCCUCCUAAAAUAUUUGGUUGCACUUGUUUUGUACGAGAUGUUAAUCCCCAUUUAACAAAGUUAGAUCCCAAGUCAUUAAAGUGCAUUUUCUUAGGCUACUCUCGAGUUCAAAAGGGUUACAGAUGUUUUUGUCCAAGUACGGGUCGAUAUCUUGUUUCAAUUGAUGUCUCCUUUCAUGAAAAUACACCGUUUUCAUCAACAGAGACAAAUAUUUGUAGGGAGAAUGAUGAUGUACUCAUUUACACAGUCACUAUACCCGAGUCCACUGCUUCAGCCGUUGUUCCACAUGUUACUUUUCCUGAGCCUAGUCCCCCGGUACACUUGGUCUACACCCGUCGAAACAAAGUACAAGAUCCCCCUCCACCUGUGGUUACUUAUCCUGAUACUGAUCCGGUCUCGAUCUCAUGUCCUGAACCAAUACCUGCAUCUCCAGAUCCUGCCUCUACAUCAGAUCUUGACCUCCCUAUCGCACUACGUAAAGGUACACGGUCUUGUACUCAUCCUAUUUCUUCAUUUGUGUCGUAUAAUCAGUUAUCAUCUGCCUCAUGUUCUUUUAUUGCUUCCAUUGAUUCUAUUUCUGUUCCCAAAUCUGUUAAAGACGCUUUGUCCCAUCCUGAAUGGCGUCAUGCCAUGGUAGAGGAAAUGAAUGCUUUGGAUCUUAAUGGUACUUGGGAUUUGGUAGACUUGCCUACAGGGAAGAAAUCUAUUGGAUGUAAGUGGGUCUUUGCUGUAAAGGUUAACCCCGACGGCUCCGUUGCUCGGUUGAAAGCCCGAUUAGUAGCGAAGGGUUAUGCUCAAACCUAUGGGGUUGAUUAUUCUGACACUUUUUCUCCUGUUGCUAAAUUAACAUCUGUCAGGUUACUUAUUUCUCUCGCUGCAACUAAUGGUUGGCACUUACAUCAGCUGGACAUUAAAAAUGCAUUCUUGCACGGUGAUCUUCAGGAGGAAGUUUAUAUUGAGCAACCUCCAGGGUUUGUUGCUCAGGGGGAGUAUGGAAAAGUGUGUCGACUUCGCAAGUCUCUUUAUGGUUUGAAACAGAGUCCCCGUGCAUGGUUCGGGAAAUUCAGUCAAUCAAUUGAACGAUUUGGAAUGAUAAAGAGCAAAUCAGAUCACUCUGUAUUUUACAGACAAACGAAAGCAGGUAUCACAUUGCUUGUGGUGUAUGUCGAUGAUAUUGUGAUUACAGGGAGUGAUAAUGCAGGUAUUUUGGCUCUUAAGAAUUUUCUUCAUAGUCAAUUCCAGACGAAAGAUUUGGGCUCAUUGAAAUACUUCUUGGGGAUUGAGGUUAUACGGAGCAAGAAAGGCAUAUUUCUAUCUCAACGUAAAUAUGUGCUUGACUUGCUAACUGAAACAGGGAAAUUGGGGGCAAAACCGAGCAAUACUCCCAUGAUUCCCAAUGUGCAGCUCACUCAUGAAGGCGUACCAUUCAAAGAUCCAGAAAGAUAUAGAAGGUUGGUUGGAAAGCUUAAUUAUCUCGCAGUUACCCGUCCAGAUAUUGCGUACUCAGUGAGUGUAGUAAGUCAAUAUAUGUCAUCUCCGACAGUUGAUCAUUGGAAUGCUGUAGAGCAUAUAUUAUGUUACUUGAAGGGGACACCAGGACGAGGUAUUGUUUAUCAAAAUCAUAAUCACAUGAGAAUAGAAUGCUUUGCAGAUGCUGAUUGGGCUGGAUCUAAAGAUGAUAGAAGAUCCACAUCUGGCUAUUGCGUCUUUGUUGGUGGUAAUCUCGUCUCUUGGAAAAGUAAGAAGCAGAAUGUGGUUUCUCGUUCGAGUGCUGAAUCAGAAUAUCGGGCUAUGGCACAAUCGGCAUGUGAGAUAAUCUGGAUAAAUCAUCUAUUGAGUGAAAUCGGACUGAAGACACCAAUGCCUGCUAAACUCUGGUGUGAUAACCAGGCUGCUAUACACAUUGCCAACAACCCAGUGUUUCAUGAGAGAACAAAACAUAUUGAGGUCGAUUGUCACUUUGUUCGAGAAAAGAUACAACAAGGAUUGAUCUCUACAGGAUAUGUGAAGACGGGAGAGCAACUUGGAGACUUGUUCACUAAAGCACUAAAUGGAAUUCGUGUUGGUUAUUUAUGUAACAAGUUGGGCAUGAUAAAUAUCUAUGCUCCAACUUGAGGGGGAGUGUGAAAGACAUUGGAAUAUGCUGUAUAAUAUGCUUUAGAAUAUUCUUCUAUCUUUAGAAUAUGCUUUAGAAUAUUUUAGGAAUAUACUCUAGGAUAUUAUUAUUGUAUAGCAUCUUAUAGGAAUAUUCUAUCUUUGUAAUGUAUAUAUAUAGGGACUUAACCCUCCAAAGAAAUACACAGAAAAUUCUUCCAUUCUCAUUACUAUUAUAUGCUUAAUUCUGAUAACACUUCCGUUUGGGUCGGGAAGGAGAAUCUGUGCUGGGAUUCCCCUGGCUGAGAAAAUGCUUAUGUACAUUUUGGCCUCGUUGUUGCAUUCCUUCAACUGGCGGCUUUCUGAAGGGGAAAAACUGGAUUUGUCAGAUGGGUUCGGAAUAGUCGCUAGGAAGAAGACUCCUUUGAUUGCUGUCCCAACUCCGAGGUCAUCCAACUCUGAGCUUUAUCAUUAAAGCUCGGAGAAUCAUAACUUAAUGAAAUAACAUGUUACUUUCAAGUUAAACUAUGUUUAUGUAUAUAAGCGGCACGCAGACCUCAAAUUACAGAAAGAUCAUUUUCUUAUUGUUAUCUUAUCUUUUGAUACAUUACUCUCACUCUCUCACACAUAGACACACAUGCAUAUCAUACAUGCUGCAUGCAUAUCAUACAGAGUAAAUGUUUAGAAAAUCAAGUUCUUUUAUAAAGUAGAGGAAAAUUAAAAGAGAACUUCUGAUAACUAAAAGAUAUGAUUGAUACACAUAGACACACAUGCAUAUCAUACCUUUUAAUUGAUAACUAAAAGGGAGUGUUUGCAACUGCUUAAAAAAAAGCACUUCUCACUUUUGGCUUUAAAAAGCACUUAUUUACCAAACACUACCAAUUUUUACUUUUUCUCGGCUUGCGUGUGAAAAGUGCUUUUCUCUUUUCUAUUACACAAAAAGCACUUAUUUUACCAAACACUACCAACUUUUACUUUUAAAAAUCACUUUUUUCUCAAACACUAUCAACUUUUACUGUUAAUCACUUUUUCCUUACAUCUCCAAAAGUGCUUUUUUUUUAGCAGAAGCAGUUGCAAACACUCCCUAAGUCCAUGUUGAUUCCCAAAUGGCGAAGAAGGCUUUUAGUUAAAAGGAAGGAACUAGUAACAUUUAGGAGGUGUUUCGAAUUGAUUCUACUUUUGCUUAGCUUCUUUUCUAAACGCAGAAGUAGAAUCAGAAUUAGUUUUUCAGAACCUGAUCUCCUCAACUUCUAAAACAACUGCUUGUAGGAGUAAUUUGGAACACCCUGAAAUACUUCUGAACUUUCACCCAAACACCCCAAUAUCUGAUUCUUCUCCUUGAAGGAGCAUAAGCAAAUUUCAAAAGUAGAUCCAAGCAUCCCCUUUAAUUACAAUUGUGCUACUUGUACAUCAAUGUACAAAUCAAAUUUACACGCCCAAGUGUAAUUGUCAAUGUAUAGUCUACCACCCCAAAAAAAUGAAUUGUCUGCACACAGACAAUUACACUUGAGCGUGUAAAUCAGCGUGUACAAAUAACAUUUUUCUUUAGAUUAUGGGUUAAUUUUUAUCUAUACAAAUUAUCAAAGAAAUGGUAAUUAUAUUGGAAUUCCUUGUUAUGUUGACAGCGAUGAUAAUGACUCCCAAUUCUAUCUAAUUGCGAUGAUCAAAAUUAACUGAUUUUACAACUCUUCUUUGAGAUUUUAUUUUCUAAUUAUUGAUGGGUACUGGUGGUUUAGUUUUUUUGGAUGAACUGGUGGUUUAGUUAUAAACCAUUAUAAUAUAAGGAUAGUCAAUCAGGUAAAGUCACUUUUAAGGAAAAACAAAAUAAUAAUUAUUUUAUGGGUAAAAUAAAAGUAGUGGAUAACCAUUAUCACGUUCACUUUAACACUAUAAUUACCGUGAUGACAUGCUCAUAGUACUUUAAUAGUAUACGAAGUACUUGUAUGAUAUUUCAUGCCCCAAUACUCCAAUAGUCUUCAAAUAUCAUAUUUUUGGAUUACAGUGUUUUCUUUAUCUCCACGAGGGCAUAAAUUAUCAUCAUGCCUAUUGAGAUUGUGCUCAAUGUAUUUAAGAUAUCACCAACUUUAUCUACAAAGAAAAAGUUAAUUUUGAAUCGUAUAAUUUAAAAUAAAAAGUUAAUCGCUACUCCAAAUGUAAAAAAGUAGAUUUACCUAAUUUGGACAGAUGUCCGUAGAUCACUCGUACACCCAAAGCACCCAAAAAGAAGAUGAAGAAAAUGAAAAGUAAAGGAAAACAAAAGGAAAAGACAAUGGGAAAAAACCCUAUAAAAAUAGUCCAAGUGUCCAAGUCACCUGCCGAAUUGGGUCCUGCAGGUCACGGGUUCCUAUAUCGUACACCCCAAUGUACAGGUACAUCCAGGUAUUUUUGAAAUUCUUUCUAAUUUGUAAUUGGAAAAGAAGGCUUUAACUAACGAGACUCAUCACCGGCGAAGUAGCUAGACUGCGAAGCCAAAACUCGGAAGACGCUGCCCGGCUGGCUUCAAUUUACCAACUCUUGCAAUUCUGAUUUCAAUUCACUCUUUUUCUCUGUUUAAUAUCUUCCUUUAUGGCUUGCCGCCCUGUUCUUCUCCAGAAGGCAAUUGUGCCUUAUAGAAAUCCAAGUUCCAACCUCCCAAUCCAAGGUAUUAUUAAUACUUACUCCGUAUUAAGCAUAUAGCUUCACACCUUGACUGUCUUCAAUUGUUAUGCAAUUGGCCGUGAAUCGGAACUUGGGGUCGGGAGUUCUACGGGCUUCAGGAACACUGCUCAAUGCUAUUGUUAAGAACAGGUUGUCUCUUUAAUCAUUAUAUUUUUGAAAUUCUUUCUAAUUUGUAAUUGGAAAAGAAGGUUUCAACAUCCGGGAUCCAAGGAGCAAGAAGCACAAAGAUGGCCGGACACGACCGAUGUCACUACAGCCGUUAGAGCUACAAGCACACCAGACUAACCCCCAUAGAUGACCAUGGGAUUGGGACAAACCACGUUUCCUUCAUCUUCUUCAUCAGUUGGAUGAAAAUCACAUGCCCCCCGGACUAAUUUGUUUAUCAUCGAUACUCAUUUUGUACGUUAUGUAUGCUCAUUUGGUGCCACUGUUCUGCUCACUUUAAAAUGUUAUAUCAAUGCAUAUUUCAAAUGCACCACAUUACAUUAAGUUCACAUAGGAGUUGAUUAUAAAUAUGUUUAUAUUAUACUCAAAUUAGUAUACGCCUACAAAGAAUGAACGUCCACAAAUGAUUUUUUGAAUUUCUAGAUACUCAUUAUGUACGUUUUGAUGUUCAUUUGGUACUGCUGUUAUGCUCAUUUCAAAAUGUAAUUUUAAUGCGUAUUUCAAAAGCAUCAUAUUACAUUAGAUUCACAUAGUAGUUGAUUAUAGACAUGAGAGUAAAAAU
Messenger RNA from Cuscuta epithymum, 8938 nucleotides. NCBI's taxonomy places the organism in Eukaryota, Viridiplantae, Streptophyta, Magnoliopsida, Solanales, Convolvulaceae. The record is from the annotation of a GenBank genome assembly.